Tuber melanosporum (Perigord truffle) is the source of this 623-nucleotide messenger RNA. RefSeq lists its product as uncharacterized. NCBI's taxonomy places the organism in Eukaryota, Fungi, Ascomycota, Pezizomycetes, Pezizales, Tuberaceae. The coding region runs from base 1 to 399 and encodes 132 amino acids. The record is from RefSeq and is a predicted model, not a curated record. Gene Ontology annotation, biological process: tRNA splicing, via endonucleolytic cleavage and ligation; tRNA-type intron splice site recognition and cleavage. Gene Ontology annotation, cellular component: tRNA-intron endonuclease complex. The transcript has a single exon. Gene Ontology annotation, molecular function: nucleic acid binding.
AUGUCAACCGCUGGGACCACCACCCCAACGGACCCGCACCCCCAAUACCUCCACCACCUGCUACAAAUCGUGCAUACAAAUCUCCAACACCAAGCCGACUGGCACUCCCUCUCGAUCCACACAUCACCGAGCCUCCCGCGACCACUGAUCUCGGGAAUUCCGCCGGAGGGUACGAAGAAGGAGUGGGUGCUACCGGUUAACUUGCGUGAGAAGUGGUCUCUGCGGAAGUGGGCGGAGGUUUUUGACGCACUGCCUGAGAUGGAUGAGGAUGGGGAUGGGGGGGAGGAGAAGGUGAAGGAGAAGGAAGGAAGAAAGUUAAUGAUGGGGGUUGUCAGCGAUGAUAGUACCGUUGUUUAUUAUGUUGUUGGGGAGGGGGCUGUUAAACCUAAGCAGAAUUAGGGGGAGGAUUGGACGGAAGGGCACGAUACCUGGGGUCUUGAAAAGGUAGCUCGAUCGGAACUGCUCGGAUAUUUGUCCCUUUUGUUGGGGGGGAUAUUCAAUUUUUCGGUUUUAGCAGAAGCCGCCGGUACCAUACCGUCAGUUGUAUUGACAUCGCCUCGCUCGAUCAAUAUCAAGGAAAGGAGAAGGCAUGGUUUACAAUAUGGUACGACGUUUUUUCUUUU